CUUGGCCCUGUCCACCUCCUCAGCGCACAGAUCUCACCAUGUCCGGCGAUGCCCGCGCACCGCGGAUCAAGAACCGCGCCCCGGCGCCGGUGCAGAUCUCUGCGGAACAGCUGCUGCGCGAAGCACAAGAGCGCCAGGAUGCUCCUUUUCGCGCAACGACCCAAAAGGUCGAGGACCUGGAGGAGCUAGAAGAGUACCGGGGUCGGAAGCGGACAGAAUUCGAGGAGCAGAUCCGGCGAACAAGGAUCAACAUCUCAGCAUGGAUCAAGUACGCUGUCUGGGAGGCAAGCCAAGGCGAGAUGGCGAGAAGUCGGAGCGUAUACGAGAGGGCGCUCGACGUGGACCCUCACGAUAUGCGCCUGUGGCUCAGGUACGUCGAGACGGAGCUCAAGGCGCGUAACAUCCAGCACGCAAGGAACCUCCUGGAUCGUGCCGUCUCGGUGCUCCCGAGAUUAGACCAGCUCUGGUACAAGUAUGUCCACCUCGAGGAGCUUCUGGGCAACGUCGGUGGUGCCCGGCAGGUGUUUGAGAGAUGGAUGAGCUGGGAGCCUGAUGAGAAGGCCUGGGCGGCCUACAUCGGCCUCGAAGUGCGCUACAGCGAGCUUGAACGAGCAAGCGAGAUCUGGCAGCGAUGUGUGACGUGCCAUCCGGAGCCGAAGCAGUGGAUCAAGUGGUCCAAGUUUGAAGAGGAGCGGGGGGCUGUCGAUCGGGCUCGAGAGGUCUUCACGAUGGCGCUAGAAUUCUUUGGCGACGACGAAGACCGCAUGGAAAAGGCUCAAACAGUUUACACUGCAUUUGCCAAAAUGGAGACGAGGGCUCGCGAAUACGACCGGGCCAGGGUGAUCUACAAGUACGCACUCGAGAGGCUUCCUAGGACAAAGUCGGUGGGCAUCUACUCGAGCUACACACGCUUCGAGAAGCAAUUCGGAACGAGGCAGGGCGUCGAGGAUACUGUCUUGGGAAAGCGAAGGAUCCAAUAUGAAGAGGAGUUGGCCAGCAGCGAAGGUGCAAAGAGCAAUUAUGAUACUUGGUUCGACUAUACCCGUCUUGAAGAGGACGCAUAUCGGUCGCUCAUAGCAUCUGGUGCCGCACCCGACUCCAAGGAAGCGACCACAGCGCGAUCGAGAGUGCGCGACACAUACGAGCGAGCCGUCGCAAACGUGCCACCGAGCCAAGAGAAGCGUCAUUGGCGACGAUACAUCUUCCUCUGGCUUUCCUACGCCCUCUUCGAAGAGAUUGACGUCCAGGAUUACGAUCGAGCGCGCGAAGUAUACAAGGCGGCCAUCUCCCUCGUACCGCACAAGGUGUUUACUUUUGCCAAGCUCUGGCUGAACUACGCUCACUUUGAGGUACGCCGUUUGGACCUCAACGCUGCGCGCAAGAUCCUUGGUACGGGUAUUGGUAUGGCCUCAAAGGAGCGUCUCUUCCGGGGCUACGUCGACCUGGAGCUCUCCCUCAAAGAGUUUGAUCGAGCGCGCAAGAUCUACGAGCGUGCCCUGGAAUGGGACCCGACGAAUGCCAGGACCUGGAUCCGCUUCGCCGAGCUCGAACGCAACCUCUUCGACACGGAACGAGCCCGGGGCAUCUUCGAUCUGGCGACUAGGCAAUCUGCGCCAGGAUUGGACAUGCCCGAAGUGCUGUGGAAGGCAUAUAUCGACUUCGAAUUCGAAGAGAGAGACUGGGAAAGGGUGACAAACCUGUAUGAGCGAUUGUUGGCGAGGACGGGUCACGUCAAGGUCUGGAUCUCAUAUGCACUAGCCCAGAUCGGCGCUGCCAUUGCCGAAGAGGAGGAUGAGGAUGAUGAAGAAGAGGAGGAGGAAGAGGAAGAGGAGGGAGCAGAAGAGAACCCGCCAAAGAAGGAGCUUAGCCCAGAGGAGGUUGAGGUUAGGCUCGAGAGGCGCGAGGAAGCCUGCAAGCAGACACGCAAGAUCUUUGAGCGCGGAUACCAGGACCUUAAGAUGCGUGGGCUCAAAGAGGAGCGUGUCGUCCUUCUCGAGGCGUGGAAGGCAUUUGAGCGCGAGCACGGCCGAACACGUGUGGAGCUCGAGUCGGGCGAGGUUGGCGAAGAGGAAAGCGAGCGCUUCAAAGCGGUGCAGAGCAAGAUGCCGAGAGUCGUCAAGAAGAGACGGACAGACGAGUAUGGCGAAGCGGCAGAGGAGUACUACGACAUGCUCUUCCCGGACGACGACGAGAACAAGGGAAAGCCGUCGUUUGCCUUCUUGCAGGCCGCCCAUGCUUGGAGACAAAAACAGCAGCAGGAGGCCGCCGCUGCCGCCGCUACAGAGUCAAAUUCGCCGGAUGCUCAAGACUCAGACGAUGCUGGCGGGUCCGAUGAGGAAAACGACGAAAAGAUGCGAGUCGAUGAGGAAGACGAAGACUAGGCCGUUCCCUCCCUACCUCCCUACUUGUACAGUAUUCACACCAAGCAACGAACAGAUCUCACCCUGCAGAAACAGAGACCCCGUGAGGAUAAAAAUUACCACGGGCUUGAAGGAAGCUGAUCCGAAAGGAUGAUGCAUGAUGACAGGGCUC
Acaromyces ingoldii is the source of this 2532-nucleotide messenger RNA. RefSeq names its product Pre-mRNA-splicing factor CLF1. The record is from RefSeq and is a predicted model, not a curated record. Gene Ontology annotation, biological process: spliceosomal complex assembly; mRNA splicing, via spliceosome. NCBI's taxonomy places the organism in Eukaryota, Fungi, Basidiomycota, Exobasidiomycetes, Exobasidiales, Cryptobasidiaceae. The coding region runs from base 39 to 2381 and encodes 780 amino acids. The transcript has a single exon. Gene Ontology annotation, molecular function: protein binding. Gene Ontology annotation, cellular component: precatalytic spliceosome; post-mRNA release spliceosomal complex; Prp19 complex.